Molecule: messenger RNA, 2665 nt
Organism: Thunnus maccoyii (southern bluefin tuna)
Lineage: Eukaryota; Metazoa; Chordata; Actinopteri; Scombriformes; Scombridae
Product: cystathionine beta-synthase-like
Exons: 15
Coding region: 124-1893 (589 amino acids)
Cellular component (GO): cytoplasm
Molecular function (GO): cystathionine beta-synthase activity; cysteine synthase activity
Source: RefSeq, a predicted model, not a curated record
AACUGCUCCGUUUCAUCAGUGCUUGCUCACUCCGCAGUGUUGUUCCUGCCACGCCGGUACGUCGGAGUCUUCUCUGGUUUUUUACACACGUUUUCGGCCACAUUUAAGUCGUCAGGGUAAGCCAUGCCGUCAGUUCCCUCGUCCAAAGAGACCCCCGUCAAGGGCCCCGUCUGCCCCCACGCUGCCAAGAUGCUCAACCACACCAAUGGAGAAGCCAAACUCCGGGAGGGUUCCUUCCCACUGAACGGGGUUGACAAGCUGCCCGCGGUGCUGGACACCGAGGAGGCCAACAGAGCCCUUCAGAUGAACACAAAGAACGCUGCAGUUGAGAGGAAAUGGAUCCGGCCCGACCUGCCCAGCCGCUGCAAAUGGAGCCUGGGAGCCUCGAAAGCUGACUCCCCUCAUACACAAAUUCCAAGAACGGUUACGCCAACCAUUCUUCCAAACAUCCUGCAUAGGAUUGGUGAGACUCCCAUGGUACGCAUCAACAAGAUCCCCAAAGCGUUUGGACUCAGAUGUGAAAUAUUGGCCAAGUGCGAGUACUUCAACGCUGGCGGCAGUGUCAAGGACAGGAUCAGUCUGAGGAUGGUGGAGGACGCUGAGAGAGCUGGCAUCCUCAAGCCUGGAGACACCAUUAUAGAGCCCACCUCUGGAAACACUGGUAUCGGAUUGGCUCUGGCUGCGGCUGUAAAAGGCUACCGUUGCAUCAUAGUCAUGCCUGAGAAAAUGAGCAUGGAGAAGGUGGAUGUCUUGAGAGCUCUCGGAGCCGAAAUCGUCCGUACGCCCACCAGCGCUCGCUUCGAUUCGCCAGAGUCGCACGUUGGUGUAGCCUGGCGCCUGAAGAACGAAAUCCCCAACUCGCACAUCCUGGACCAGUACCGUAACCCGAGCAAUCCCCUGGCUCACUACGACACCACAGCCGAAGAGAUCCUGGAGCAGUGCGACGGUAAAAUAGACAUGCUGGUGGCAGGAGCAGGUACAGGAGGAACCAUCACAGGCAUCGCCCGCAAACUAAAGGAAAGAUGCCCCAACAUCAAAAUCGUUGGUGUCGACCCAGAAGGCUCCAUCCUCGCUGAGCCUGAGGACCUUAACAAGACCGAUAAGACCCAGUACGAGGUGGAGGGCAUCGGGUACGACUUCAUCCCCACCGUGCUCGACAGAUCAGUAGUUGAUACCUGGUACAAGUCCAACGAUGAGGACUCCUUCAACAUGUCUCGUAUGCUAAUCAGAGACGAAGGCCUGCUGUGUGGAGGCAGCUCUGGAACGGCCAUGUCAGCAGCAGUAAAUGUCGCCAGAGAACUGAAGGAAGGUCAGCGCUGUGUCGUCAUCCUGCCAGAUUCCAUCCGCAACUACAUGUCCAAGUUCCUGAGUGACAAAUGGAUGGUCCAGAAAGGCUUCCUGAGGGAGGAGGACCUCAUGGUGAAAAAACCAUGGUGGUGGAACCUGAAGCUGCAAGGCUUGAACCUGUCUGCCCCCCUCACCGUCCUGCCAACAGUCACCUGUCAGAAGACGAUCAAAAUCCUCAAAGAGAAGGGUUUCGACCAGGCGCCCGUGGUGGAUGAUGCUGGGUUAAUCCUGGGCAUGGUGACAUUAGGGAACAUGUUGGCCUCUAUUCUGGCAGGGAAGAUCAAGCUGUCAGACCCAGUCAGCAAAGUACUCUACAAGCAGUUCAAACAGAUCCGUCUGACCGAUAACUUGGGAAAGUUAUCCCGUAUUCUGGAAACUGAUCACUUUGCCCUGGUGGUGCAUGAACAGAUUCAAUACUUGACAGACGGCUCUCCCAGUCUGAAGCAGAUGGUCUUCGGGGUGGUCACCGCGGUCGACCUACUCAACUUCGUCACAGGCGUGGAAAGGAGAGAGCGGUCCCUUUCAGAGUCCACUGACGAGCUGUGACAUGCAGACUGAAACACACAGUACACACUUGUACAUUUCUGACACUAGCAUAAUAAACGCAAUGAGGAGUUUAGUAGAAGUGUCUUAAAGAGGGCAAAAUAUGAUCUUGUGAAGUUUUGAUUUAGGUUAGUUCUUUUUUUUUUCCACUUAAAAAAAGAAAUGAAUAGAUUUUUUUUUUUUUAUGUUUUGGACUUGAGUCUUAAGGUUCAAUCAAGUGAUGGAUGGAUGAGAUGGAGCCUUUUAUGCCAGUCAGUCAACUUGUGAUAUUGUUUGAAGCCGUUGAUUAUUACUUAUUAUAUCUGCUUGUAGUGCUCAAAGCAAAUCUUUUAUAAGUUUAUAACUUUUAGAAAGUUUUUGUUUUAUAUUAUCUUAAAUAUUGAGGCCUUUGUGUUGCUUUUUUUAUUUGUCUGAAAGCUUCAUGAUUGUUUCACUGUGGCCUCGUGCGUCAAUCGAACAUUAGAAAUAAGACAUAGAUUAGUCUCAAUUAUCUUGUUAAUCAAGAUUAGACAGGUUGAUAUUUGCUGUAUAUAAGUAAGUGCUGCUUUUUUCAUUUUUGUGUGUGUGUGUAUACACAAAAAAAUACACGUGGAAUAUAAUCAAAUUUCUUGCACACAAUCAUGUGGCGUUCUCUGCUCUUUCAGUGACAGUGGUGUGACUGUAAAGUUGUCUUGACUAUUUAAUCGUAGCUGUGUCUGGAAGAAAUAUUUUGUAUUGCAUCAUUUUACCUUAAUGAAUGUGUAUGAUUUUAAAUAAAGUUUAAAGAGAUUCUGUA